AUGAUACCAACCUUCGUGCAUUCGUUGGCACUUCUAUCAGGGCUAGUCUUUUCGAAGCCACUUCAGCAUCAACAGGCGGUUUGGAGCCCAUCACAAGACGUACAAUUGAGAGACCUCCAUAUAGGAGAUAUAAAUUUUGUCCAUACAACAGAUACACAUGGUUGGUUGGGUUCCCAUUUGACACAAGCCAACUAUGAUGCUGAUUGGGGGGAUUUCGUUUCAUUUGUAGAUAUUUUCAGGAACAAAUUGACACAACUAUCCAGGGACCUAAUAGUCAUCGAUACUGGUGACAAAAGAGACGGUAACGGUUUGAGUGACGCUACUUGGCCUCCCGGCUUACGCAGCUCGAAAAUAUUCAAUAUGCUGGACUAUGACCUUUUGACCUUGGGCAAUCAUGAACUGUACACAGCUGAAAGUGCUAUUUUGGAAUAUAGAGGAACUUCACAGUCCACUAAAUUCAAAGACAAGUAUGUGUGUAGUAACGUGGAGUUCAUUGAAGACGAUGGUAAGAGAGUUCCCUUUGGAAAUAAAUUUGUCACCUUUGAGACUCCCAUACAAAAACAAAGAAUUUUAGCGAUGUCGUUUUUGUUUAGUUUCCAAAGAGCUAAUAACAGAGCCAUUGUAACACCCCCAUUGGAAGAAAUAAUGGAGAAGGGCUGGUUUCAAAAUAUGGUCGAGACAAACAAGGAGGGCGAUAUUGACUUGAUUGUUGUUUUUGGCCAUUUGCCUGCUACUGAUCCCACAGAGCGUGAAAUGCAUAAGAUCCAUGCUUUAUUAAGAACGCACUAUCCAAACACUGUUAUACAAUAUUUUGGAGGUCACACUCAUAUCAGAGAUUUCGUGCAACUGGACUCGAAGUCCACUUGUUUGCAAAGUGGUAGAUUUGCAGAAACCGUCGGAUUCUUAUCAAUAAAUACGACAAAUGCAAUGGACGAGGAUAAUCCUAGUUUCACAAGAAGAUAUAUCGAUUUUAAUAAAGACUCAUUCGAACACCAUUUGAGCAAAGUUGCAACGGACGUAGAUACCUCAGCAUCAUUAAAAAAAGGCGAAACGAUUUCGCGACUAAUAAAUGAUCUACGUCAUGAAUUAAACUUGAAUCAGAAAUUGGGGUAUAUACCUGAAACCUAUUAUGUGGCAACAAGACCCUUGGACUCUGAAGAGAAUCUUUAUCACUUGAUUACCCAUAAAAUUCUGCCUAAUUUGAUACCCUCGAAAAACUAUGAACCCUUUAUGAGUCGAUUCAUUUUGAUAAACACUGGUUCUGUAAGAUAUGAUCUUUAUAAAGGCCCAUUCACAAAAGAUACAGAAUACAUAGUAAUGCCGUUCAAUAACGAUUGGCAUUUCAUCACAGUACCAUUGGUAGUUGCCUCCAAGGUCGAAAACUAUUUAAAUAAGGGCCCGGUUAUCGCUUCGCUGGGCAUACCAUCAUCUCUCCAUCAACAUCAACAGUUUAACCGUUUCCAAAAGUGCCCGUUUAUUGAAAAUCCAAACUUAAGUGAAGGCUACACUACGGAAGAUGAUUUUGGCUGCCAUGGUGAUGACACGCCUCAUAACUCACAGCGGGAAUAUGUUAUUCCCAACGUGGUUCAAUGUGAGGACAUGAAGAAGUCAAAAGAAGAAGAAGAAGAAGAGGAUCCAUUGAAAAUGGUACACGUUAUCUUUUACACAUUUAUGGAGCUUGACGUAUUGAACGCCGUAAAUUCUAUCAUCAAUAAUUUAGACCUACGCAUGAAGAACCUGACCACCAACGACUGUUCUCAUUAUGGCGGCGAAUCCACCAAAAAAUUGCUGCGUAAUUACUUUGCUCAAUUCUAA
Messenger RNA from Saccharomyces eubayanus, 1815 nucleotides. It is a transcript of the gene SMN1, whose product is annotated as Smn1p. The record is from RefSeq and is a predicted model, not a curated record. The coding region runs from base 1 to 1815 and encodes 604 amino acids. Gene Ontology annotation, molecular function: hydrolase activity. NCBI's taxonomy places the organism in Eukaryota, Fungi, Ascomycota, Saccharomycetes, Saccharomycetales, Saccharomycetaceae. Gene Ontology annotation, biological process: nucleotide catabolic process. Gene Ontology annotation, cellular component: cytosol. The transcript has a single exon.